Molecule: messenger RNA, 1245 nt
Organism: Lathyrus sativus (Indian pea)
Lineage: Eukaryota; Viridiplantae; Streptophyta; Magnoliopsida; Fabales; Fabaceae
Source: the annotation of a GenBank genome assembly
AUGGGAUUUCUGGAGCUAUUUUCUGUUGCUUCUUUCCCUGUCAUCAAAGUUCUACUACUCACUGCAAUUGGUUUACUUCUUGCAUUGGAUAACAUAAAUUUGUUGGGAAAAGACGCAAGGAAUCAAACCAAUCAUCUUGUACAUUAUGUGUUUAAUCCUGCUUUGGUGGGUGGGAAUUUGGCAGCAACAAUCACUUAUGAGAAUGUUGUUUUGUUGUGGUUCAUGCCGGUGAAUAUAUUGGUUACAUUUUUGUUAGGCUCGGCCUUAGGAUGGAUCAUUAUUAAACUCACAAGGCCUCCGAAAAAUAGCGAAGGUCUCAUAGUAGGUGUUUGUUCUGCAGGAAACUUAGGAAACUUGCCAAUAAUUAUUAUUCCAGCAAUAUGUAAAGACAAAGGUAGUCCUUUUGGAGAUUCUGAUGUCUGCUAUCAAUAUGGAAUGGCUUAUGCUUCACUUUCUAUGGCAAUUGGAGCUGUUUUUAUAUGGACUUAUGUGUACAACAUAAUGCGGAUUUCGUCGAGUAAAGUUCAGAAAGAAGGUAACGAAAGUAGUAAGUCCAUCGCAUUGGCGAACUCAGAGGAUGUAUCAGAAUCACUUAUAGAGGGAUGCUCAGAAAGUAUAAAUUCAGCAAAAGGCAAUGUGGAUGAUGCAUACAGACAAUUGCUUUGUAAGAAUGAAUCUGAGCAUAAGGUGCAUAUCUUAGAUAAAAUUAAGCAUAAAUGUGGAAAUUUGUUGAGCAAUCCAAAUUUCAGAGGCAUAUUUUCACCGGCAACACUUGGCGCGAUUGUUGGAUUUACUAUUGGUGUAGUCCCUCAGUUACAUAGUUUAAUGAUUGGAGGCAAUGCUCCUCUUCAUGUAAUUGAAGACUCAGCUUCCAUGUUAGGUGAUGCUGCAAUUCCAACAAUAACACUUAUAAUGGGUGCUAACCUUCUUAAAGGAUUGAAGGGAGCAAGUACUCCAUUUUGGACAAUUAUAGGAAUCAUAGCAGUGAGAUAUAUUAUGCUACCAAUUUUUGGUGUUGGAAUUGUUAAAGGUGCAACACAUUUGGGUUUGGUGCAAGUUGAUCCUUUAUAUCAGUUCAUUCUUCUUCUCCAAUAUGCACUUCCACCAGCUAUGAGUAUAGGCACUAUAGCUCAAUUAUUUGGAGCUGGUGAAAGUGAAUGUUCUGUGAUAAUGUUGUGGACCUAUGCAUUGGCAUCAAUUGCGGUUACUCUUUGGUCAACUUUUUUCAUGUGGCUUGUGGCUUGA